This is a messenger RNA of Varanus komodoensis (Komodo dragon), 2700 nucleotides long. It is a transcript of the gene TMEM169, whose product is annotated as transmembrane protein 169. NCBI's taxonomy places the organism in Eukaryota, Metazoa, Chordata, Lepidosauria, Squamata, Varanidae. The record is from RefSeq and is a predicted model, not a curated record. Bases 379 to 1305 code for a protein of 308 amino acids. The transcript is spliced from 4 exons.
GACUGCCAAUUCUAGGCAACUGUGUCCAGUGUUUAUUCAAGUGUUUCCUGCUCCCCAGCCAGAAACAAAUCAUCUUCUUCAGCCUCACUCAAGUGGCCUUUUACGGUCUCAUGACUCUAGGCUAGGAUGCUUGGUCUACCACACCCAUCGUCCCUGAGUGUGAUGGCUGAGCUGAUGAGACACAUCUAGUGGGCACCAAGUUGGGGAAGGCUGCUGCAGCACUUUUUCCAAGCAACUGUACAUGGUUAGGAAUGGAAUGUGUCUAUUCAGUGCUGCAAACGGUUGCUACUAUUCGAGGCAGCAAAUCCUCUUGCAAAUCAGUAUUAAUGGCUCAUAAGAACAGAAAAGGCUGAUUUAUUUACUUAUUAAAUUGCCAAGAUGCCCAGUGAGAGGCUGCAAAGUAACAGUGGGGUGGAGGAGCCAGUGCUAAAGGAAACCAAGGGUGAGAUGCAGAGCCCUCACCGCAACUCCCUACGCAGGGCUGUGGCAACUGCAGUGACUUUCGAUGGGGAAGCCACCACUGAGAGAAGGAAAAAAAGAAAGAAAGAAUCACGUCCAGAAUCAAUCAUUGUUUAUCGGUCGGGGAAUGAGACCAAGGUGGAAGAAGAACAGGUGGAGGAUGAUGGCGGUGAGAGGAGUUCAGAAGAAGGCUCCAAGUUCUUGGGACCCCCCACUGGAGAUGGUUCCUGGGCAAUGCCUCUAGAUAGCAGGUAUGUUACUUUAACUGGAACCAUCACAAGGGGAAAAAAGAAAGGCCAGAUGGUGGAUAUUCACGUGACACUCACGGACAAAGAGCUUCAGGAGCUGGCUAGGUCAAAAGAGCCUCCAAAACCAGAAACUCCUGAAGGGAAAAGGGCUUGUGAAGUUGGGCUGGAUAAGGGCCCCCAUGUCCUCCUCUGGAGCCUUGCCUGUCUCCCCAUCAUCUUUGUCAUGUCCUUUGUGGUUUCCUUUUACUAUGGCACCAUCACUUGGUACAAUGUCUUCUUGGUGUACAAUGAAGAGAGGACCUUUUGGCACAAGAUCACCUUCUGCCCUUUUCUAAUUAUUUUCUACCCGAUCAUAAUCAUGGUGGUCUCCUUCUCUUUGGGCCUCUACACUGCAGUGACUCAGCUCUCCUGGGCCUUUGGGCACUGGUGGCAUGCUGUCAGGGAUAUGGAGAAAGGAUUCUGUGGCUGGCUCUGUAGCAAGAUAGGCCUCGAAGACUGUUCCCCAUACAGCAUCGUUGAGCUACUAGAUUCUGACAAUGUCUCAGGUAGCCUGUCUGCUAAAGGCUCAGCACAGGGUGAAGAGAUUUCAGCUGUCUGAGCUUUUGCUUCAAGUGACUCUGACACUCCAUAUUUAUAAGAAAAGAACUUACGGUGGUUUCAGGAAGCAGGCACAUCCUCUCAGAGUGAGGGGCUAAACUGUUGAAGCCAAACAUUCAGAAAAAACCACUUGGGGCAGUGCUUCCUGGAUGGUACUACUUUAAAAUGAAAGGAUGAUCACAAAUGUAAAUGCUUUCUUCUCAUCAAAAACUAACUCUUUGUGGAAAGCUAUCACAUUCAGGAGACAGAUUCUCCCCGAGCUCUAUUGUUGCCUUGCAGUUAUCCCAUAUGAUGUGAUACAAAGCUGUAGUUUAUACUAGUUCAGGAUGUUAGUGAUGGUUGCAUUUCUGAAUGAUGAAACAACUCACUGCACAUACAAAAGUAAUAUGUAAUUGAAAAGUCUGUGCAGGAUUUGUUUCCAAUUAUAACAUUCAAACACUCAGCCUACCCGCCAUCUGAUGUGGUUCAGUCCAAGAGUAGCUUUACCACUUGAUUUUGCUGAUUGCAUAAAAGGGUCCUUUGAGUCUUAAAUGAAAUUAAACAAGAUGUGCUAGGUAAGAAUCAACCAUUUCUUGUAAGAUGAAUAUGUAUGGCCGGUUCAUAAUACUCCUGGUCUGAUCAAUGACUCUUGUUCAGUUUUAUUAAAGCACAUUGUUUAGUGACAACCCCCACCUGUUUUAUUGGGGUUACUCACUUGGGAAUGGAAAGAGUACAUGCGCUCCAAAGCUUCCUGCAUUGCAAAAUGGAUCUUCUAACAUACACACACUAAUGCAGUCUUGCAUCUAACAUUUGCCAUGUACUUGUACUGAAAAUCAGAAGCUGCCAGGUGCAGAGAGCAGCAAUCUGAGAUUUGUUUACUUGAGAGUAAACUCUAUUAAAACAGGACCAAAUGCAAUAACCUGUAGCCUAUGGAGAUACAGGUGCUGUGCCCAGGUUAUGUCCAAUGCUGUCCUACUGCCAGCAAAAGAAACACCCUUUGACUGGUGCCUCAAAUGUUCCCUCCCUCCAGCAGCCUUCAAAGGUUCCCCAUAUCUGCUGAGAGGUUUGGAAAAUCCUUUGGCGCAAGGCUGGUGGGCUGCAGAAGGGAAGAGAAACUUUGCAUGCAUAAUGUUGGAUUAUGCCCAAGAAACUUGAGUCCUAAGAACAGUUUUCUAGGAAAGAAGUGGAGAAGCUGAAUGCUGAAAGCUAGUCCCUUGCAGUUUCUCCCUGGUCCAUAAUUAAGUCACCACAUAUUUUAAGUCUAUAUAAUACUUGUGAAAGGGUGUCAGCAUUAGCAUCUGGUUUAAGAUGUGGGUAGAAAGCCAUGGUGAAUCGGAAGCCUUCCUUAAUAGUGCAAUAGAAAACAAAAGUAUGUACAGAAUCGGUAAAAUGUGCUGCCCCUCAUCCCUGAUCUCAA